Molecule: messenger RNA, 1235 nt
Organism: Hibiscus syriacus
Lineage: Eukaryota; Viridiplantae; Streptophyta; Magnoliopsida; Malvales; Malvaceae
Product: wall-associated receptor kinase-like 22
Exons: 3
Coding region: 48-1235 (395 amino acids)
Biological process (GO): protein phosphorylation; cell surface receptor signaling pathway
Cellular component (GO): plasma membrane
Molecular function (GO): protein serine/threonine kinase activity; ATP binding
Source: RefSeq, a predicted model, not a curated record
GAACAACUCGAAACUUUAAAAUCAUUAUAAUUGGUUGCACCACUAGCAUGGGGUCAAUAACUUUGCUGAUUGCAACAUGGCAAAUGCACAAAUUCUGGAAAAAAAGGCAAGACGUGAAGCUGAAACAGAAGUACUUCAAACGAAAUGGAGGUCUGUUACUACAACAACACUUGUCUGGUAAUGUGGAAAAAAUAAAGCUGUUUAGUUCAAAGGAGAUGGAAAAGGCAACGGAUUACUACAACAAGAAUCGAAUCCUCGGUCAAGGUGGCCAAGGAACAGUUUACAAAGGAAUGCUAACGGAUGGAAGCAUUGUGGCCGUUAAGAAAUCUAAAAUGCUGAAUGGGAGGAGCAGUAAGUUCGACGAAAACAAGGUUGAACAGUUCAUUAACGAGGUUAUGAUUUUGUCUCAAAUCAACCAUAGAAAUGUUGUUAAGCUCUUACGCUGUUGCUUAGAGGCUGAAGUUCCUUUGUUGGUCUACGAGUUCAUCCAAAACGGCACACUUUACGAUCUCAUCCAUUACCAAACUGAAGAAUUUCCUUUGACAUGGGACAUGCGCUUACGGAUCGCGAUCGAAAUCGCCAAUGCUUUGUUCUACCUGCAUUCGGCCGCUUCCGUCUCUAUUUAUCAUCGAGACAUCAAAUCUAGCAACAUACUCCUGGACGAUAAAUAUCGGACCAAAGUGUCAGAUUUCGGAACCUUGAGAUCGAUUGCGCUCGAACAAACUCAUUUGACCACCCGAGUGCAAGGGACAUUCGGAUACAUGGAUCCCGAGUAUUUCCGGUCAAGUCAGUUUACGGAGAAGAGUGACGUUUAUAGCUUCGGGGUUGUUCUUGUCAAACUCUUAACGGGACAAAAGCCAAUAAUCUCGGAUCAAUCAGACGAGGCGAGAAGCUUGAUAUCUCACUUUCUGAUGUCAAUGCAGGAGAAUUCGUUGCAUGACAUCGUCGAUUCGACUAUAGUAAAUGACAGUCAAGAGAAAGAGAUUAUAGCAAUGGCUAAGUUAGCAAGAAGAUGCUUGAAUCUUAACGGGGGAAAAAGGCCGAUCAUGAAACAAGUAGCAAUGGAGCUGGAGUUGAUCAAAGCAUCAAAAGCAGGUAAUGAGAUCGAAGAAAGUGGAGAUGAAGAAUCUGAAGCAGAUGACAUAAUCGAAUCUUGGAAUGCCAAUCUUUCUUGGUCCACGUCUAUAUCAAUUACAACUGAUAGUACAACUUUGCCAUUAAAUGCAACCUUCUAG